This is a messenger RNA of Sporothrix brasiliensis 5110, 1137 nucleotides long. RefSeq lists its product as uncharacterized. Gene Ontology annotation, biological process: cellular response to misfolded protein. The transcript has 2 exons. Gene Ontology annotation, molecular function: Hsp70 protein binding. Gene Ontology annotation, cellular component: endoplasmic reticulum membrane. Bases 1 to 1137 code for a protein of 378 amino acids. Lineage: Eukaryota; Fungi; Ascomycota; Sordariomycetes; Ophiostomatales; Ophiostomataceae. The record is from RefSeq and is a predicted model, not a curated record.
AUGCCCAGCGCAUCAGCGUCCGGGGCGGACGCCUCCAACGGCGGCGAAAAGGCGCGCCACCGCGAACACAACCAGGGCAACCAGGAGCGCAAACACACACCUGAGCAGGCAGCCGCCGUCUUGCGCAUCCGCCGCUGCCAGGCCACGGCCUUUUACGAGAUCCUCGACAUCCAAAAGACUGUCACCGACGGCGAGGUGAAGAAGGCCUACCGCAAGCAGAGUCUGCUCACCCACCCGGACAAAAACGGCCACCCAAACGCCGACGAGGCCUUCAAGAUGGUCUCGCGCGCGUUCAGCGUGCUUGGCGACAAGGACAAGCGGGCCAAGUACGACCGGUUCGGCACGGACCCAGACUCGCGGUUUGGCGGCAUGGGUGGCGGUGGUGGUGGCGGCGGCGGUGGUGCGGGCAUGCAGAAUCCGUUUGCGCGGGCUGGUGGUAUGGGCGGCGGCAUGGGCGGCAUGGGUGGCGGCUGGGACGAGGAAAUCAGCCCCGAGGAGAUGUUCCGGCGGUUCUUUGGCGGCGGUGGCGGGUUCGGCGGCCCAUUCGGAGGUUUCGACACCGGCCCGCAGUUUGUCUUCAACAUGGGCGGCGGCCCCGGCUUCCGCGUGCACCAGUUCGGCGGCGCACGGCCACGGACGCGGCCGCGGCAAGCCAACGGCCAGGCCGGCCAGGCCGGCCAGACGCAAGAACAGGACACUAACCUCUUCUCGACCCUCAUGGGCAUGCUGCCGAUCCUGAUUCUCUUCAUCCUGCCGCUGCUGUCGUCGAUUUUCACGGGCGACGGCACUGGCUCGCAGCCGACCAUGCCACAAAUGGUCUUUGACGCGCCCGAGCCGCCAUGGACGCUGGGCCGUCGCACCAAGAGCAACGUCAAAUACUUUGUCGACCCCAAGGACAAGGCGUUCGCGCCCUACAAAGACAAUGCGCAGAAGUUGACGCAGCUCGACAACUACGCCGAUGUGACGCUGGUACGCACCCUGCGGCAACAGUGCGAGAACGAGAUGCGGCAGCGGCAGCGGCUGGUCGACGAGGCACAGGGCUGGCUGUUCCAGGACGCCGACAAGAUGCAGAUUGCCAAUUCCUACGAGAUGAAGUCGUGCCGGCGGCUGGAGAAGAUGAAUUAUGUGGUGCGGUAG